Messenger RNA from Homarus americanus (American lobster), 3276 nucleotides. Its product is annotated as homeobox protein 2-like. The record is from RefSeq and is a predicted model, not a curated record. Lineage: Eukaryota; Metazoa; Arthropoda; Malacostraca; Decapoda; Nephropidae. The transcript is spliced from 3 exons. Bases 73 to 1839 code for a protein of 588 amino acids.
CGCCCCCGCCCACCCCCACGCCCCCGCGCAUUCCCACGCUACCGUCACCCACCAAUACCGCCGCCGCUGGGUAUGCCAUUAGUUCCCAGAAGACCUCGAAUACCUCCAAAACCCACAAGACAUCAGCCACCGAAGGACUUUCAGUACCCACCAGACUCCGGCAGCAUCCAGGACAUCAUUAGUUACAUGAAUAAUAAGGAGCGUCAGGAUGGUAGAGUGCGACCACCUCCUGGUCUCACUAUCGGCAGCCAGGACCAUAUAGUUGGCCCCAACCCUUUUGGCAACACUAACAUCAAGGGAACAGGAAACAGAGACUUCAGAAAUACUCCACAGAGUAAUUUCAACAGUGGAAAGACUCAUUUCAUCACUGCUGUUAAUGAUUUCAGUGAUGAUGGGAAUAAUUUUAAUAGUGGAGGAAAUCAUUUUAUUGAAAGUUAUGGAGGUGGAGGUGGAGAUGGUACCGUUAUGAGUGGGGGCGGUGGCUUGGAUGGGUUUAACAAUGGAGGAGGCAAUAACUUUAAUGGGGGAAAUAAUAAUCACAAUGACAACCGUUUUAAUGGGGGCAACAGUUUCAAUAAUGGAGGCAACAACUAUAACAAUGGUGGUAACUUUAAUAGUGGUGGUAACAGCUACAGCAAUGGUGGUAACUUUAACAACGGUGAUAACUCGAACAAUGGUGGUAACAGCUACAACAAUGGUGGUAACUUUAAUAGUGGUGGUAACAGCUACAGUGAUGGUGAUAACUCCUACAACAACGGUGGCAACAGCUUCAGUAAUGGUGGUAACUUUAAUAGUGGUGGUAACAGCUACAGCAAUGGUGGUAACUUCAAUAAUGAUGGUAAUAGCUACAGCGAUGGUGAUAACUCCUACAACAACGGUGGCAACAGCUUCAGCAAUGGAGGUUUCAACUUGUACAACAAUGGUGAAAGUAGCUCCAUCCCCCCAGUCAAGAACACUUAUGAUCCAGGUUCAAGCAGAUCCAAGGCCUUCAACAUCAUGCUGGAUGUGUACCCUAUGGAUGAUUCCUCAAGAACCUCAAACAAUAAGAGACCCUUCCAGACAAGCUUACACUUCCCAAAUUACAAGUCCAACAAUGAAUACAACAGUAAUAAUAAUAAUAAUGAUGGCUAUAACCACGGAGGAAGAUUUACUCCAGAAGAUGAAGCCAAUAAACAUGAAAUUAUCCUUCACCUCAACUUGUUUUCUAAGAUGCCGACUAUAAACAGAAGACAAGGGAUCUCAAGCUCGGAGGCUAUUGCAAGUGGUCGAACCGGUGCGGUAUCUCUGGAAAUUCCUCUCACAGGACAGCUGAGUCCUCUUGAUAUUUACAAGGCCGUCAUGAACAAGGCACGAACACACAAACCUCAGGCCCAAGUACAAGUCAUUCCAGGAAAGGAAAAGGAGGAUACUACUGACACUCAUGGCGAGGUAGAGAUUGAACUGUUUGACGUUGAAGAGGGCCCCAUGCUGCUCCAGGCCAUAGAACAAGGCCUGCGGGAGCUCAAUGUCAACUUGCCUCCCCAUCAGCGCUUUGUCUUUGACGAUGAAGUAACAUCUGUUAUAGAUCUCCAUAAUGCUGUCAAUGGGGGAAGCAACUCCUCCUCUCCAGGACGUAGACGACCUCCUGCAUCGCCCCCUUAUGAGUACAGCGACACAAACGACUACGAGUACUAUGAUUAUUAUGAUUAUGACGAUUAUGAUGAUGUGGGUUAUGGAGAAGCAGAGCCAGGGCAGACUGCCACAGACUCCCCCUCAACUACACCAACUUCUGACGAAAACUUUCCUGAGCAGCUGCCAACUCCCUGCUGGCACAAGACAGACGAGGAUAAUACUAACUAAAAAAUCAUUUUAAUUUUCAGUCAAAUUUUCUGUAUCUAUCCUCAUUUGCAGGUCUUGCUAACAGCUUCAUUAGAAGUUUUUAUGAGAUAGAUUCAAUGUUUCACACCCUUCUGCUCUCUUAAUAUGGGGAAUUAUUUGACAGAAAUGUUUUAUACAAUUCCCAAAUUGUAUGUUUGAGUGGGUCAAGCAUGUGUAGCUGUGCUGAGGGAGAGGUUACAAAUGAAAAUGUUAAAGUAAGCUAAUCUGAAAUAAGAGGGACUCACUUCUGCUGAUCAGUAAUUUUGUGGAAUAGAAUUUACAGUAAUAGUGUGAAAUAAUGAGUUUAAUUUUAAAAUACAAAAAAUAUGUUUUCCAAAUUCAACAUAUUUUGUAUUAAAAAAAAACCUCUAGGCAUUGUAACUUGGCAUGAAUUAUGAUAUUUUUGUACAAAAUAUGAUAGGAUUUUAUGAUAAGCGUUAUUUUUGGUCCUUAACAUAAGUGUAUUGACAGGAUAGGUAUCUGAUUCUGGAAGUGUAUUUUAUGUGUUAAAAGAAGCAGGUUAUUUUGAGUAACAGUGCCAGAAUGGGAUAAGAGCCAUUUUUUAAAAAGCAAGGAAAUCACAUCCAAAGUUGGGCUAUACAAAGGUCGCGUCGACAUAAUUCUAAUAAUGGAUUGUCAACCAUUAAUGCAGUGUCAUAAAGAGAUGUCCACCACAUAUACCUGAAAGGAGUGUCACGAUACAAAUGCAGGAAUUUGUUUUUCUUGCCGUAGAGUUCAGAUACCUUUACACUGGUUACUCACCCAGGAGAUUAUGGUGUAUCACUACGUAGAAUUUUACUUCACUUCCGGCAUUCAAUGUGUUGUAUAGUUGAUAAAUGAUGAUUGAAUGAAUUCCAUUAAUUUCCAACAUCCAUCUAAGUCAUUGAUUAUACUUUGUCAUAAUCAAUUAGUCGAUACUUUUAGUGAUCAUAAGAUAGGGAUCACAGAUAUGGGCAGGUAAUUGUACUUACAUUUAUUUGGCAAGGUUCCAUACACUGACUUACAAUUUGCUUGGGUAGGCGAGUCAUUCACAUUCACGCCACAAUACAGUAAUUUUAUAUGGGGGGAGUUUGUCAACCUGGAGAAUUAACCGUUUAGAUUUACUAGGCCGGCCUGGAGUGUUCUUGUAGCAAACAGGCCUUUACCAGUGAUCACUUUUCUUUGCUGGAUUUAUUAACUUAUUUCUCUAGACAUAACUAAAAUCUUGGGGUUUUUGCACACAUAGCCUCCUAGCACUGACAGUCUCUGGAUGGUGUCGUGAUAGGACUGUAUGACCCCCUGUUCUUAGUCUACGGAGCAGGAGGUCUUCACUAACCCAUGGUCUAGGGCCCACUGGGUAAAAUGUCGUUUGGGGGGGCAUGAGACGAAAAACAAUGCAACAAUUUCUGAUUUCUCCCCCCCCCCCAGACAAACAAACCC